CACAUCAACAAACCAUCUACCGUUCUUCAACGACACGAUGCAGGGCUGGAUGUGCGGUGGUCGACCCAGGAAGAUCGAGAGUACCGCUUCGAUCACUGGUGAAGCGCGGGUUUAUGAUAAGGAUGUCGUGACGACGUGGCGUCUGCCGAGCCCCGUGGCGGCGUACGAGGUGUUCUUCUAGGAGAAGGCUUUCGCGUGUGCGUUGGGAAGGGAGACGAUGUGGAUUGCCGUUGAGGCGUUUUUGGAUGGAGAGGAGGGUGUCGUGGCGGCAGACGGCACCCCCCUUGAACGCUUCCACGAGUUCAUCGCUGACCUCGGCACCCAACCCGUCACCGUCACCAUCUCCAGCUUAGUAAACGACAUGCUCCGUCUCUACCAUGACUGCGCCGCAAACGGUACCCGCUUCUCCUACCACGCCGACGUCGCAAGUUUCGUAGAGAGCUUCGUCCUCUCACGAGACUGCUUCUUCUACCCCGAACGACGCGCCCCCGUAGUGGAGGCAACAUUCCAGCAGUGUCAUUUCAGUGAUGGAGGACGAGAGGUACUGGACGUGCAGAUCUUCUACAGCUGGGCGCAGCCCUUGUUGGGGUUUCGGGCUUUGGCAAAUGUGGUGGCGGAAGGGGAGGAGUUUGUGCUUGCGCCUGUGGCGCCGAAUGCGAGGGUGUACGGUGCCGUGAGUCCUUGCUCGGCGGAGUACUUUGUUGGACCCGCGGAGGACUGGUUGAGGUGGGACGCCGACCGCGAGUGUCUCCACGGCACCGUCCCACCACACCUGGCCGCUAAUCAGGGAGCUGAGCGCCUCGACUGUUACACCAUGGGGCUGGAGAUCAUGGCUAUCAUUACGAAACACUUUGCUGGCGAUAUCCGUUUAGAGAGAGUAAUCCGUUGUGGCGUGCCACUUACGGUCCGCAGACGACCGGAUCGGUGUACGGAUGACGAGGAGAUGGUGAUGAGUCCGCCGCUGCGCACACUACAAACGCGAGUGUCUCCCUGCCGUGGGAAACGAACAUCGCCGCACUCCUUGAGAAGGACAGAAUCUUACCGCAAGCUUCGGACCGGGCACCAACCUCCUGCGAAGCCUCUAUUUCCGUCAUUCGCAAGCAGUGCGAGCACGGUGCGCCGUCCUACUCCCGUCCGGGCUUACAGCGGUGCUGUCGUUGAUACGGAGAGUGAGAUUGAGAACGGAAGCGCGACGUACAAGGAGAUCAGCCAGACGCUGGAGCGCAAGGCGGAGUGCAUGAGCCCGGCAUCAUCGCCGCUGAUGCUUAACCCGCUAUCGUUGGCGAGGCUGUACGAGAAUUCCCGUCCCGUGCGUUCGGACGGACGCUUGGUGUUUUCGCGGGGAGAUGGGGUGGUAGAGCGGCUGCGUGGGUUCGAUUCGGAUGCGUGAUCGCGCAUCGUGAGCAUUGCUUUCCGCAUCCUCUAGGACUGGGAUACGCUGCUGGGUGGCAUGAUUUCGAGCAGUCCAGUAAUACUUUAUUGCAUUCUGCCCAUCGCCGUUCUU
Baudoinia panamericana UAMH 10762 is the source of this 1504-nucleotide messenger RNA. RefSeq lists its product as uncharacterized. Bases 218 to 1390 code for a protein of 390 amino acids. The transcript is spliced from 3 exons. The record is from RefSeq and is a predicted model, not a curated record. NCBI's taxonomy places the organism in Eukaryota, Fungi, Ascomycota, Dothideomycetes, Mycosphaerellales, Teratosphaeriaceae.